AAUGGAGAUUUGUCCAAGACCGUAGCUUACACGUCUUGUCAGAUCACACUUUUAACAGGAAAAAAGUAAUAUAAUUGCCUCUCACAAAAUUUAAGAUUAUCUAGUGGGUUUGUUCUUUUAGGGAUCUAUUGGUCGUUUGAGAGGGUGGAGAAGAGAUAUGGGGAGGUUAUUUGUGGUGAACCUUGAAGGAAAGAUCUAUAGUUGCAAGCACUGCAAAACCCAUCUUGCUCUUUUUGAGGAUAUUGUUUCAAAGUCUUUCCACUGCAGGCAUGGGAAAGCUUAUCUCUUCAGUAAGGUAGUGAACGUCUCUGUUGGCGAGAGUGAAGAUAGAAUGAUGAUGACCGGGCUGCACACAGUUGCUGAUAUUUUCUGUGUGGGUUGUGGAUCGAUAGUGGGGUGGAAAUAUGAAACUGCUCAUGAGAAGAGCCAGAAGUACAAGGAAGGAAAGUCUGUCCUUGAGCGGUUUAAGGUUUCUGGUCCAGAUGGAAGCAAUUACUGGGUCAGUCAUGAAGCACAUAUUGGUGGAAGUGAUGCAGAAGAUGUUUGAUUACUCCUUCAAAUUCCAACUGUACAUUCUUUAACCAUCAAGUUUCGGAUUUGACUUCUGAAUUCUUAACUGGUUAUUCUUCAAUUUGGCACUUUGCUAAUGGCACUGUGAAGAACCUCAUUGAAAACACUGGAUUGUUUAUUCCAAUUAAGUUGAUGUUCAAACUUCUGUGAACAUGUCUUCAAUUCAAUAUCAAUUACUGUUUAAA
This is a messenger RNA of Mangifera indica (mango), 755 nucleotides long. Its product is annotated as protein yippee-like. Gene Ontology annotation, cellular component: ubiquitin ligase complex. The record is from RefSeq and is a predicted model, not a curated record. The transcript has 6 exons. Lineage: Eukaryota; Viridiplantae; Streptophyta; Magnoliopsida; Sapindales; Anacardiaceae. The coding region runs from base 158 to 547 and encodes 129 amino acids.